UCAAAUUUUAUGCUGCGUGCAGGCAAGAAAGAAGAGGCUUCGCAUACGUCAAAACGAGUGUAAAUUUUCAUCCUCGAAAUCGCAGUGUUUGAACGUUUUUGCAGGUCAAUUAUUAUUUUUAAUUGCAAUGUGUAUAGUUUUUGUGUUUCCUCGGUGCGACUUCAUUACGACCGAAGUGCUUCGAAAUAUCGAAUAAACGCAAACAAGUGGAACUUGUACUUUGUGUUUGCAAUAGUGCACAGUGUUCGCGAAAAGUGAGAGUCCAAUCGCACAAAAUUCCUUACGGCAAUGGUUUUAUCUACUAUUGGUUGCUUCUACUAAAAAAGCAUUCUUCGACGGCAGUAGGCGGAUGGUAGAGUAAAAUAAUUAACAUGUCGGAUAUGAAACGUGUGGCAUUGACGACGAUCGGUGACGCGGUACGGAAAAGUCCCUUCGGUGGUAGUGGGUCCGACCAAAACACGGAGGGUUUUUUCUCCGGUUCUUUGGCCAGUGCAAAGAACGGUGGUAGCAACAGUAACAAGGACCGCAAAACGGUUCGCCUCGAGCUGAAACUGUUCGAUCCAACGGAGAACAGUUUUCCGGAGUUUAACUUUUCGAAGCUGGUACGAGAAGAGCAGAAACGCCAACGUAAGCUAGAGAAGAAAAGCACCACUAACGGAUUUCUUCCCGAGCCAGACGACAAUAGCGAUGUAGCGCGUAUCGCCCGUGAGCUGGAGAAAAAAUACGGUUCUGGCACGCCUUACAGCAGCAGCGGAAAGUUCGCUCGACCUACACAGCUGGAAUACUGUGACCGAGGCGCUGGCUACGACGAAGACGACUCCUUUAUCGAUAACACCGAAGCGUACGACGAGUUGAUCCCAGAGGAGAUAGAAACCGUGUGCGGCGGUUUCUACAUAAAUUCUGGCCCACUGGAGUUCAAAAAGUUAUCCAACUUCGAGCGACCCGAGGAUGCAAUCCGAAUGCCGAAACGUAAGAAACGAGCGCUAUCUUCAUCCAGUGAAGACAGUAGUGGCCGGGAGGAAGCCGCCAAAACAGUAGCUAAAAAAGUAACGAAGAAGAAAGAUGAACUGGGUGCUGGCAGUGCGACCAGUGGAACUGAUAGUACAGCUGGCAAAGCUGGUAAAGCAGGUCGGAAGCGAUUGAAUGGUCAUGUUGUUAAAAAGGUGAAGGUUUCCACAGACAAACAGGUGAACCGUAAAACGGCACCCGCAGAGAAAGAAAACAAAAAGAAGAAGGGAACAAAAGGAACAAACGCUGAAACAGUCGGUAGCAAAGACGUAAAGGUGGUCAAAACAACGACGGUAAAGGAUAUGCUACGGGCGAAACGGGAUAGCUUGCGAAAGAUGGAACAGGAGAAAAAGGGUGGUCGAAGCAGCGGUUCAGCAACGACUUCCGAGGCAGAAGAAGAUGGAGAAAACGAUGGAUCGGACGAUGGAAGCGAUUCGAGUGACAGCGAUAGUAGUGGCAGUGGAUCCGAUGAUUCUGAAAGCGACAGUGCCUCCGCUUCCGAACAAGAAAAGAAAGUUGAGAGUGGAGCCGACAGCAAAAAACGUAAAGAAGCUAAACUUCCAGACCAUCUACCGGAUCAUUUAUUACAAGAUUUAAGCAGUUUGAAGGGAAUCGCGAAAAACACGACCGGAAAAUUGAAUUUCUUCGAUGCUGCUGUUGCUGAUCUCCUGUUGCAGAUUGAUGUAAGCUCUCGAAUGUGCGGUGGUAGCGCCCGGAACGCUAUUUACAAACACUUAGAACUACACCUUCAAGUUAGUAGACAGACACUGAUGGUUAAAAUUAAGAAAAUCCGAAUUAGAAAGGAAGAUAAUAAGGUUAAAAAGGCACUCAAUAAGCUCGAAGAUGCGGUAACGGAGCUAAUGCCUAAAGUAAUAACCAACUUUGAAAAUGAGAAACAGAAGGCAAUCGAACUUCGUAACGCCGUACCCUCUACAAGUGAAGGUGGCGAGAAAAUAGAUGUUAAGCUUCCAAAGAAAAAAUUCCCUUGGAAUGAUCAGCUUCGAACAUUGCUAUACGAUGUAGCCGCCAUACGGAAGCAAUCCUUCCACAUACUUCGUCCUAGAAAAGAAACAGAGGAAGAUUAUGUGCACAGCUACCUGAAAAAAUCAGUAGUUCCACUUUGGCCCAGCGGAUGGAUGAAAUUCGAGGAGCUUCAGAAGGAACUGGACCGUCGGAAAAAAGCCGACUCAAAAGUUGCCAACAAGGACAUUAAGAAGACAGUCCAAUUGUCGGCUGCGACGGCUUCUGUGGUGACACAGCCUCUGUCUAAUGGACCGGCCAAUAAACCAGAUACAGUAUUAACCCCAACAAUAAAACCGAAAGUCGAAGAGAAAAAGCCGGUUCGACCGCCACAGUCAUCGCCGGUGAUAACUGCCACAAAUAUGGCCCAGCCGUCUCCCAGUACUUCACCGGCGGGUCUAAAGAAAACUUCCGAUCACAGUAUCAUUAACAUCAUCAGUUCGCCGCCAAGCAAAAGUUCCUCACAUUCCAGUCAUCCGCUAUCACAGCAACAACCUCAAUUGCAGCAACAGCAACAACAACCGCCACGACCUCAAUCACAGCCACCACGGCCACCUCUCAAUUUCGACGAGGACUUAAUACAAACCCACGUCAUCAACCUGGAAGUAGGCAACAAUACCGUCAAACGAUCACCGAUGAAUCCUACCACUAUAGUGGAUUAUCCAAAAGAUCUUCGAAUAAAUUCUCCAGCUCUGUCGUCCGCUUCUUCGGCGUCUUCAUCCCGCAGACAAUCUUCCUACCAGGAUCCGUCGCCACCGAUGGCCCACACAACUCCAACAACGAUUGUACCUGGCAGCAGCAGCACCGGCCGCAAGGAUCGUAAAAGCCUGGACGACGACAGUGACAGUAGUAUCGAAAUCAUCGGAGAGUACAACGUUGCCGAUAAACAUGUCAUUUCACCCGUACAACAGAAAGUUGAUCCAUUGAACUUGGCUUUGCCUUUGUUGAACAAGGAUAAGUACAAAAAAUUCGGAAGCAGUUCCAGCAAAAACAGCGGCCAUGGUAACAAUAAGAGUGGUUUUCCCGUAGUGGGAACCUCAGGAACGAACAUCAACAACAAUCUAGACAAAGCAAAGUACGUCACACCACCAACUGCAAGCACUAGUGGAUCCUUUACUUUGCCAACAAUGACCGGACUGAUGCAGGCUGGUUCUAAUAUGCCACCAAAAGCGACCUCCAUACCAGGAGAACUUGAUGUCAUUCGAAUUAUGAAGGAGCUGCAAGAGUUACAGGCAAUCCAAAUGAACUCCAUCAAUAAAACUAGCAUAAAGAGCGACAUUUCGAAACCAGCGCACAUCUUCCCAUCCUCUUCAAAGAAGACAGAGCCCGUCAAUCACAAAACACCAUCUCCAGUACCGGCUAGUUCCCAGCACCAACAGCAAUCUCAUCACAAGAAACCGGUCGUCGUCAUCGUCCCGGUGAACGGAACCACCAACGCAGCCAGCAGCAAAGUCACCGCCGAAAGUUGUUCAAAACUGCUGAAGCCGGAAGCAUUGGCCACGCCGAAGAAGGCGACUCAAAACUAGAACUAGGAACGAUGAUAUAAUGCCACUGACAUCCAAGAUGUUUGUUAGAAAUUACUGUUGUUCGUGUGUGUGUGUUCGCGUGUGCGUGAGAAUACAUAUAUCUAUGGAAUCACGAUACUUGUACAGACGAAAACAAUAGGCGUUAGCGAAAGAAAAUUAACCAAAAUAGUCACUAGGCAGUAUAACAUGCUAGAUUUGAAGAUGUUAAGAUGUUAAGGCACUACUGCAUACAAACAGCGUAAAUAUAGUCGAUUCAUCGUCGAAGCCACAGGAUAAUUAUCGAUAUAGUUUUGUUAAAAUAUGUUACUGGAUAUUUCUGAUUUAAUAAUUUCCUGUUUUUUAUUUAAUUUUUUUUUUGUUCUCGUUUUAUGGAUAAUAUAAUGUACAGUUCUAUUCAGUCAGAGAAAAGAGGAUAGUAACAUCGAACUCAUCAUUUACUUAUCGCUUAAGUUGUAGUGGUUAGGAAGAGGUUAAUAACCAAUAAAAAUCAUUUCCAACUCUAGUA
Wyeomyia smithii (pitcher-plant mosquito) is the source of this 4059-nucleotide messenger RNA. RefSeq names its product yemanuclein (gene yem). Lineage: Eukaryota; Metazoa; Arthropoda; Insecta; Diptera; Culicidae. The coding region runs from base 372 to 3554 and encodes 1060 amino acids. The record is from RefSeq and is a predicted model, not a curated record. The transcript has 4 exons. Gene Ontology annotation, cellular component: nucleus.